CAGACUUCUGUCUGCUGUCGGCUUCCCGCGACCCGAUAAGCCAUAAGCCCUAAACAAACAAUCCGAUCGCUGUCGAUAGGCGCGCCAAUCUCGGGUAUUUAAAAUGACUUCCCAAACAUUUGAAGUCUUACUGUGAGCGUAAAUGUUGCUCUUUGCUUGUAUAGGUCCAAUCCUUAUCAAUAACUUAUCGCUUCAUGUAUAAUCACUGAAGUGAAUGCUUAAACGUCAAUAGUUCUCGCAUUGUGGUCAGUUGAGUUUCGCCGGCCGGGCAGUUUAGGCAAGGAAAGACAUUUUAGUGAAUCAUUUGAUUGCUGGCAAAUACAUAUACAAUAUGAAGAUUGAAUGGGCCCCGGUUAAGGUGUCGCCAAGGCGACGUUUGCAAACCUUGGUCACGGCUUUCUUCACCUUCUCCUUUUUCACACUGCCGCUGGUGUCGCUCAUCAUUCUUGCAAUGUUGCUGUAUUAUGGAGGCAUCAUAGUGCGCACACUUGUGCCCAUUUAUCUGGUUUAUGUGUACUAUGAUCACAAGAAAAAUCACUCGGCCGUGGAUGGUAAUGGUUGGCUAUUUAAUCGAAAUAACGCCUUUAAUCGCAACUACCGGGACUACUUUCCUGUAGAACUGGUUAAGACAGCUGAUCUUCCGCCAAAUAGGAACUAUAUAUUGGCCAGCUUUCCACAUGGCGUUCUAGGUACUGGGAUUUGCAUCAACAUGGGUCUGGACAUUGGCAAGUGGCUCUCAUUGUUCCCACAAGUGCGUCCCAAAGUGGCUACAUUGGAUCAGCAUUUCAUUACGCCCCUCCUACGUGAACUUUUGCGCUCCUGGGGCCUGGUUUCGGUGUCCAAAGAAUCGCUCACCUACUACCUUAGCAAAUCGAAUGAUCCGAAGCAUUCGGACAAUCGGGAUGGUUUCACAUCUAAUGCCGUGGCCAUAUUGGUGGGAGGCGCUCAAGAGGCGCUCGAUACGCAUCCAGGAAAAUAUAUUCUAACGCUGAAGAAUCGUAAAGGAUUUGUCAAGUUGGCUAUACGCACGGGCUCACCUAUUGUGCCAACAUUUUCAUUUGGCGAGGUCGAUAUAUUCGAUCAAGUCAAUAAUCCACCGGAUUCGCUGCUUAGACGUAUCCAAACACUAGUCAAGAAGUUGACGGGCAUUUCUCCGUUAAUUCCUGUAGGUCGCGGUUUCUUCAACUAUACCUUUGGAUUCCUGCCCCAUCGCAGACCCGUCGUGCAAGUUGUUGGGGCCCCCAUUGCGGUAAAACAGAGCGCGCAGCCCACAGCGGAAUAUGUGGAUGAGAUUCACGGACAGGUUAUAGCCGCACUGGAGCUGAUGUUUGACAAGCACAAGGAGAAAUAUUUGGCGGGCUCCAAGAACAUAAAACUGGUCAUACAAUAGGGCCAGAGUCGUGAUUUUGAUGGGCUGUAGUUGAAAUAUGUGAUUACAGGUUGUUAGUGAAGCUUCUAUUAACCAGUUUGAAGUAAUAAUUGUUAGUCCGAAUAGAUUGUUAAAACGCAGAGGCGUUGUUAUUUGUAACGAAAGCGUAUUUGUUUUUAUUAAUUUACCAAUUAAAUUUGUUAUACUUUAUAUACAAAAGGAAAAACGGAGUUAUAUUUUAAAUGGUAUUGAAAACUUAAACUUAAUUUUGCUUACUUUCAUCUCAUCUCAUACUCGUAUUUAUCGAUUUAGUUUUAACAACUAUAAGGGGCAUUUAAAAAUACAUGCUAUGCUAAAUUGAAUCGCAGAAUUUUUUUUGGUUUGAAUACGAGUAAGUUACAAUUAAAUUAGCAACAAAUCACCAUUUAGAGUUUUUGAAGCAGUAGAAAAUAUUUGCUGGACUAUUUUUUGAUUGAUCAGAAACUAUAGUAAUAGUGGGGCUAUUUUGAAUGGCAUUUUGUAAAGUCUAAUUAGUCGACUAUAUAAUUAUGUUAUGGGUAUUUUAACUACAUAUGUAUAUUUAACAUUAAGAAUUCUGAAAAAAUACAUUCUUCAAAAGGAACACUUGGCAUAAAUGGGCUGCUGGGUUCUUUAUAUACUCGUAGUUCUAUAAUUAUGUCAUAUACAUAGCUGGUGAGUGAGGAACUAAGCGAAUGGAUAUAGUUUAAAUGGAUGUUCUAUAUUCCAGCUUUAAUUUCGUCCAGAUCAUAUGCAUGUAUGUGUCGUGCCUUCUACGCACAUACACUACAUUUAAGUAGUAUAUAUGAAAAAUGUGAAGAUACUAUAUAUACAGUAUAUAUAUAUAGUCUAAGGAAAUGCAUUACUGUACUUUUGCUUACAUAUUUUUCGAGUAGUUUGUUUGCUUCUUGAAAAAUUGGGGGUUCUUGGGAUUCUUAAACGAUAUUUUGUAAAUUUUCUUUCAAAGAGUUAAUUAUGUUAUAUUGUGAUUAGUUUGUUGGUAUGUACUUGUAAUUUGUUGAAGUAAUUUUAGUAUAUUUUUGUUUAAAUUUAAAAUUAGAGUGAGUUGUGAGUUGUGCCAAGCUCGUAGCAUCGUUCAUACAUUGUUAGUAGAUAGUUUGUUAGCAUAAAAACUGGUCUAUGUAGUUUUCAUUCAAUAAAUACAGAUACAUUUGUGUAUGAUGUAAUUAAAUACCUAUGUAUAUUCUCUAAUAUUUUUGGGACUUACUUCAAGUUCUCUUUUAAACUCUUACUUAAACUUUUGCCGUACUUACUGCAAUUGCGAUAACAAAAAUAUAUGCUUUGUUUUCGUUUUAGUCAUGCAUUUUGUAAUUCUCUAAGCAAAUUCCAUUAUAUUUUGUUUAGCUAAUUGCUUUGUAAAAUAUUUACUUCAAUUUGGCAUUAAUUUAUAUCUCUUUUAGGGGGCACACAAAUACCGUAUGUUACGCAUUUAUGUUUACGGGCAUUGGUUGUCAGUUAGCAAGGACCAACAGGAAAAACAUUAACGGGUAUAUUGCAUAUGUCCUGUCCUUCAAAUAUAAUUAAUUAUAUAUUAUUGUAUGCAUUAUAUGUUCUUCUUCAAGGUACUAGCCAGGCUGAUCAUUUGCUAAAAGCGCAAACUAUGACAAAGGUAAUACGUGUAUUACUGUGGUUCCAAAAAGCGUAUGACUUUCAUUUAAUUUGUCGAUUUGUAUUUUUGAUUUGGUUUCGUUUCAUUUUGUUUUAAAUCAAUCCCUGAGUGCAAUUCGGAAUAAUUUAACCGCUUAAAAUUCUGUUUACUGUAAUUGCUGUAAUUGUUUCUCUCUUGGUGUUAUAGCUUCAUUUGAAUUGGGGCUUUGGUUUUGCGUAUCUUAUUUAAAGUUUCAGCAUUUUCGAAUUGAUUUGGUUGGGAAUUUCAUAAUUUUGUGUUGCAUUAGUGCUUGAGUGCUUUAAUUGAUUUGUUGACAUUUUGAAAAAGUAUUUAUUAGCUACAAAGACUUAAUAAGAAUUGCCAAUUUCAUUAUUUUAUGAAUAUAAAAUGAGACGUGCUU
Molecule: messenger RNA, 3417 nt
Organism: Scaptodrosophila lebanonensis
Lineage: Eukaryota; Metazoa; Arthropoda; Insecta; Diptera; Drosophilidae
Product: 2-acylglycerol O-acyltransferase 2-like
Exons: 6
Coding region: 332-1390 (352 amino acids)
Biological process (GO): triglyceride biosynthetic process
Cellular component (GO): endoplasmic reticulum membrane
Molecular function (GO): diacylglycerol O-acyltransferase activity
Source: RefSeq, a predicted model, not a curated record